Messenger RNA from Abrus precatorius (Indian licorice), 1875 nucleotides. RefSeq names its product ABC transporter G family member 9-like. Gene Ontology annotation, cellular component: membrane. The record is from RefSeq and is a predicted model, not a curated record. The transcript is spliced from 4 exons. NCBI's taxonomy places the organism in Eukaryota, Viridiplantae, Streptophyta, Magnoliopsida, Fabales, Fabaceae. Gene Ontology annotation, molecular function: ABC-type transporter activity; ATP binding; ATP hydrolysis activity. The coding region runs from base 1 to 1875 and encodes 624 amino acids.
AUGGAACAGGAGAUGCAAGACAGAGAGUCUCAAACUAAUUACAGAGUGCAAGAGGAAGUGCCUGACAUAUUUCACAAAGGGAAUCCUCCAGUAACAGUAAAGUUUCAUGAUGUUGUCUAUAAAAUUAAGACCAAAAAGUGGGGAUUGCUUGAGAAGAACACAAAGGCAGAAGAGAAAGUAAUACUGAAUGGAGUGACAGGCAUGGUUCAACCUGGUGAAAUUCUGGCCAUGUUAGGUCCAUCUGGAAGUGGCAAAACAACUCUACUAGCAGCAUUGGGGGGCAGGCUUGGAGGGAAACUCUAUGGAAGCAUAACAUACAAUGGAAAAGCCUUUUCAAGUGCAACGAAAAGGAGCACUGGUUUUGUUACACAAGAUGAUGUUCUCUAUCCCCACUUGACUGUGACUGAAACUCUAGUAUUCACUGCCCUUCUAAGAUUGCCAAGUAGUUUAACCAAAGAAGAGAAAAUUGUGCACGCAAAAGCGGUUAUAGAUCAACUUGGUUUAACCAAGUGCAAGGAUAGCAUCAUUGGAGGGCCAUUGCUAAGAGGGGUUUCUGGUGGUGAGAGAAAAAGGGUUAGUAUUGGACAAGAAAUGCUCAUAAACCCAAGCUUGUUGUUUCUUGAUGAACCAACCUCUGGCCUAGACUCAACAACUGCACAAAGAAUUGUCUUAACUUUGUGGGAGCUAGCAAAUGGAGGGAGAACUGUUGUGAUGACAAUACAUCAACCUUCAAGUAGGAUAUACUAUAUGUUUCAUAGAGUGUUAUUGCUUUCAGAAGGAAACCUAUUGUAUUUUGGAAAAGGGUCUGAAGCUAUUGAAUACUUUUCAAAUAUUGGAUAUGCCCCUAUAAUGGCCAUGAACCCCUCAGAUUUUCUUUUGGAUCUUGCAAAUGGUGUCUAUACUAAUCAACCGAAUGAAGACCAUGCCUCAAAUAAGCAUAUAUUGAUUUCUUCAUACAAGAACUACUUCAAUGCCAAAUUGAAGCCGGUUCUCUAUGAAGUUCCUGAUUAUGAUAUAAGUCAGGGUGAAUUUGAAGACAGUGGCUUUGGUGAAUGGCCAAAUAGUUGGUCGCAACAAUUCCUUGUGCUGCUGAAAAGAAAUGUCAAAGAGAGAAAAUAUGAAUCAUUCUCUGGCAUGCGGAUUUGUCAGAUUCUUGUAGCUGCUCUUAUUUCAGGAUUACUAUGGUAUAAAUCCGAUAUUUCACAUUUGCGGGAUCAGAUUGGACUUUUAUUCUUCAUUUCUAGCUUCUGGGGUGCCAUGCCUCUCUACCAUGCAAUAUUUACCUUCCCCCGAGAGCUAACAAUGUUGGAGAAGGAAAGAUCCUCUGGAAUGUACAGACUCUCCUCCUAUUUCAUGUCAAUGGCGGUAGGUGACCUUCCAAUGGAGCUUGUGCUUCCCACCAUAUUUCUUAUCAUAAACUAUUGGAUGGCAGGCCUGAAAGCUAAUGUGGUAAACUUUUUAUACACAUUGUUCAGUGUCCUACUCAAUGUGUUAGUUGCAGAAGGAAUGGGCCUUGCAAUUGGUGCUGUUGUAAUGGAUCAGAAAUCAGCAACCACACUUGCCUCAGUGAUCAUGCUAAGUUUUGUUCUAGUUGGUGGAUACUAUGUUCAACAUGUGCCAAAAUUUAUAGCAUGGUUGAAGUACAUCUCCAUCAACCACUACAUAUACAAGCUCUUGGUGGGGUCUCAGUAUGACACUAAUGACACAUACCCAUGUUCUGAUGGACAAUGUUUGGUUGCUGAAUUUCCAAUGAUAAAGCAAAUGGGGCUACAUUUUGAAGGGCAAAUCAUGGCUGCAUUGGCUCUAUUCAUAAUGCUAAUUGGCUUUAGACUAGUGGCUUAUUUUGCUCUUAUGAGGGUUGGGGUGACAAAGUAA